GAAUCACCCAGUAGUUUUAGGAAAACCGAAGUUAUCAAUAGUUAGCAAUGUUGCUAACUACACCCAGAUUACAUUCUUCCAGGUUCUUGGGCAGAUCAUAUAUCAUACGCAUUUUUACACUAUUUAAAAAUCGAUUUAUAGUUUCCUGACAAUGAGGCAUUUACGCUUAAAAAUGGUAGUGCGAUCAUUUUCUUCUACCAGCAAAUACAUGAAAUAUCUUCCGGAAGAGCUGAAAAAGUUAACAGCAUCAUACUUAGACAAAAUAGAAGAAAAUGUUGUGUUACGGCAACACAAUAAUAAUGUUCAGCUUUUACGUGAACUUGUAAACAAUUUAAAAACAGUCUGUGAAUAUGACACAUUGAAAACAGAACUUUUAAAACUACCAAAUUCAACUCACCCUAGACUGCGAGAAUACGGAACUGAACCUAAACAAAUAGAAAUUUUUGAACCCAACAAUUAUAAUGAGAAAGCUACAGAAUUUUCCGAGGCUUCGAAAUAUAUGAACAUAUUUCGUAUGGACCAUUUGGGAAAUUAUACGGGCCACAAAAGUUAUUACUUGUUCGGGAAAUUGGCAGAAUUGGAGCACGCCAUAAAGGAGUAUGCUGUAGGCCAUCUUCAAGAUAAUGAUUUCGAUAUAAUUUCUGUGCCAGAUAUUUUGCCAAAAAGCACAAUAGAAGGGUGUGGUAUGCAGACCGAUGGCGAAAGAACGCAAGUAUACAAACUGGAUUCUGGAUUGUUCUUGUCUGGAACAUCGGAAAUGGCCUUAGCUGGUUUUUUUGAAAACUAUAUGCUUGAAGAAAAUGAACUUCCAUUAAAAGUUGCAGCCGUAACCCGUUGCUUUAGAGCAAAAACAUCUGAAAAAAGAAACGUAACCAAGAGGUUAAAGCAAAACUAGACAAUAAAAUUGCUA
Musca domestica (house fly) is the source of this 910-nucleotide messenger RNA. RefSeq names its product serine--tRNA ligase, mitochondrial-like. Bases 152 to 895 code for a protein of 247 amino acids. Gene Ontology annotation, biological process: mitochondrial seryl-tRNA aminoacylation. The record is from RefSeq and is a predicted model, not a curated record. The transcript is spliced from 3 exons. Lineage: Eukaryota; Metazoa; Arthropoda; Insecta; Diptera; Muscidae. Gene Ontology annotation, molecular function: serine-tRNA ligase activity; ATP binding; tRNA binding. Gene Ontology annotation, cellular component: mitochondrion.